AUGUACCGUGCCAUCUACGCAUCCCCAUUUCGUGCCACUAGCCUUGUAAGGCCUCAUAUAAUUCCUCGUUCGACUGUGUUUGCCCGGACGAUUGUGACCAAACGAUACACCAAGGAUCACGAGUGGAUCUCUUAUGAUUCUGAGACCAAAAUCGGGACAAUUUCUAUCACUAAAUAUGCUCAGUCACAGUUGGGAGAUGUCGUGUUUGUCGAACUCGCGAGCAAGGGUACGACGGUGGAGAUUGGAGAUUCUCUUGGAGCUGUUGAAAGUGUCAAGGCCGCCAGUGAUAUUUAUGCUCCAGUAUCUGGGACCAUCAAGGAGCUCAACUCUGCAUUAGAAGGAAAACCUUCUUUAUUAAAUGAGUCCCCAGAGAGCGAAGGCUGGCUUUGUAAAAUCGAGGUAUCGGACCCAUCCGAGAUCGAGAAGCUUUACACGGAAGAACAAUACAAGAAGUUUUGUCAGGAGGGUUCGAUGGACCGAAAAGAAUUGGAGACAUACCAGGUCCAGCUUUCGCAAGUCGAAGUUGCUCUUGCAUCGGAUCCUGAUAAUGAAGAGCUGACGUCUUUGCGUUCGGAGCUCAAGGAGCUCAUUUCCCUGACCGAGGCAGCCCUUACGCAAGAAACAUCUACUCCUACGGCCUCUGGCUCUGCCACGAGUGCCCCUGCCAGCUCAACCAACAACCGCAAACAACCGGCAACUCCCGCAGCCUCGUUGCAAGCUGGCGACGAAUGCCUUGCAAAAUACUCUGGUGAUGGUCAAUGGUAUCCUGCCCGGAUUAUAUCAGUGGGUGGAUCUGACGAACGACGUGUAUUCUCGAUCGUGUUCAAGGGUUAUAACUCCACCGAGCUCGUCGAUGCACCAUCGGUGAAACCAAUGCCUGCCGGUGGCUAUCGCGGUCACAACGCUAUGAUGAAUAAGCGCAAGUUGUCUCCGGAGGAAGAGGCCGAACGCGAGCGCAAGAAAAAGAAGAACGAAAAGAAACUCGAGGUUCGCGCCCAAAAAGCCAAGGAGCAAAACAAUAAGCAGGCCGCCUGGCAAAAAUUCGCAAAGAAAUCCGAGAAAAAAGGUGUGGCUAUUGCUGGUGUGCAGGGCAAUAGUAUAUUCAGAACUCCGGACAAUCCACACGGCCGAGUUGGCGUUACUGGUAGCGGCAAGGGGAUGACGGAAUAUGCUGCAAGGGAGAAACAUAAAUUUACUACCGAGGAAGCAUCUUGA
This is a messenger RNA of Rhizoctonia solani, 1215 nucleotides long. RefSeq names its product glycine cleavage system H protein, mitochondrial. Lineage: Eukaryota; Fungi; Basidiomycota; Agaricomycetes; Cantharellales; Ceratobasidiaceae. Gene Ontology annotation, cellular component: cytoplasm; glycine cleavage complex; mitochondrion. Gene Ontology annotation, biological process: protein lipoylation; glycine decarboxylation via glycine cleavage system. The record is from RefSeq and is a predicted model, not a curated record. The coding region runs from base 1 to 1215 and encodes 404 amino acids. The transcript has 8 exons.